AUGGACGAGACUGACGCAUUAACUAACACUUUCUCAGAAGAAGGAAGAAUUCAUCAAGUCGAAUAUGCUAUCAAGAGUAUUAGUUCUGCUGGUGCUUCUUUAGGUCUUUGUUUCAAGAAUGGGGUUGUUUUACUGGGAAAGAACACUGAAACUAAUACUACUCUUAUUCCAGAUGAGAAGAUUUACAAUAUCAAUGAUAAUGUUUAUGCCGUAGUAGGAGGUCUUUAUGCCGAUAGUAAUGUCUUAGUAAACUAUGCUCGUUUAAAAGCCCAAGAGUUUCUAGAGGAGUAUGAUCAGCCGAUGAGCCCUUGGAUGGUAGCUAAGACUAUUGCUCGUAUUCAACAAGACUUUACGCAAAAAGGAGGAAUGCGGCCCUUUGGAGUAGCUUUGCUUAUUGCUGGGUAUGAUACAGUUCGUGGUUAUCGCUUAUUUAGUACCGAUCCUAGUGGUACGCCAGUUGAAUGGACAGCCCAUGCAUUUGGCGAGGGAGAGAAGACCAUAGUAGCAGCUUUAGAUACACCGGAUCUUUCUGCUCCAAUGGAUGCUGCUAUUGCCCGAGCCUUCAAAGCUCUCUCUUCUGCCUCUGAAGGCCAGACUAAUGAGCAAGCCAUUGCCUGCACAAUCCUCUAUACCAAUGAGGAGGGUAAGCACUGUGUAAGAACAAUGAAGACCCCAGAGAUAGCCGAAGCCCUCAGAGCCGCCAAAAAUGAAUAA
Messenger RNA from Nematocida homosporus, 714 nucleotides. Its product is annotated as 20S proteasome subunit alpha 3. NCBI's taxonomy places the organism in Eukaryota, Fungi, Microsporidia. The record is from RefSeq and is a predicted model, not a curated record. Gene Ontology annotation, cellular component: proteasome core complex, alpha-subunit complex; proteasome core complex. Bases 1 to 714 code for a protein of 237 amino acids. The transcript has a single exon. Gene Ontology annotation, biological process: ubiquitin-dependent protein catabolic process.